AUGAUGAUCAAACCAGUUUUUGAGAUGACAAUUCCUCCUCCGUUACGAAGCUACAUCAUCUCCUAUCUCAUGUCUUACUUCGACUCUAGUCCACCGACUCUCACGCUCAUCAUCAACAAGUACGAGAUCAAGAAUGGGAUGUGUAAUGAGUUCUACGGGGCUGCACAAGUUUAUCUCUCGACCAAGAUCAACCGUGAUGCGGCAGAGCUAAGGAUCUCUAGAGACCGCAGUGAGAAAAGCGUAAAUUUAUAUCUUAAUGUAGGAGAGGUUUUCUCCGAUGUCUACCAAGGUAUUAACCUCAGGUGGCAGCUUUUUGUUAACAACAAGAAGAGCACCGAUUUUGGGAAAAUCUUUAAGGGAAUCCUCCAUGAAGAAUGCUUCAAGCUGAGCUUUGAGAAGAAACACAGUGACUUGGUCUUGAACUCUUAUGUACCUUACGUGGAGAGCAAGGCAAAAGUGAUAAAAAACGAGAGGAAAAUCCUCAAGACGUACUCCUAUUGCAACAUGACCCUAAAAUGGAAAUCUGUGAACCUCGAGCACCCUUCAACCUUUGACACAAUGGCUAUGAACGACGAGCUCAAGCGUAAAGUGAUGGGAGAUCUUGAUCGGUUCAAAGAUCUUUACAAAAGAGUUGGGAAACCUUGGAAGAGGGGUUACUUGCUGCACGGUCCACCUGGGACCGGGAAGACUAGCCUAGUUGCGGCUAUGGCUAACUACCUCAAGUUCGACAUUUAUGAUCUUCGGCUAGCAAGCGUAAAGGGGGAAGCUGAUCUAAGGAGAUUACUUCUCAGUACUACAAACAACUCGAUUCUUCUCGUGGAAGAUAUAGACUGCUCUAAGGAUUUGCCUACACGGUUGCAACCUAUGACUCAUGAUGAUUCUAAGGGACAAGCAGCGUUGACUUUAUCAGGGCUCUUAAUUUGCAUAGAUGGGUUAUGGUCUAGCUGUGGAGACAAACGCAUAGUAAUAUUCACGACGAACAACGAGAGGCUUGAUCCUGCAUUGCUUAGGCCAGGUCGUAUGGAUAUGCACAUUUACAUGGGACAUUGUUGUUUCGAUGGAUUCAAGACUUUGGCGUUUAAUUACUUUGGCUUGUCACACUAUGAUCGACACCAUCUCUACCCGGAAAUCAAGCGAUUGAUUAAUGGACAAGUGUUGACUCCUGCUCAAGUUGCAGAAGAGCUAAUGAAAAAUGAGGAUGCUGAUGUGGCGCUCGAGGGUUUGGUGAGACUUCUCAAGAGGAAGAGGUCAGGGGAAGAGAAAUAUGAUGAUGCAUUUAGGAAGAAUAUGGAGAAACUGGAAGAGGGAGAGGAGGCUUGA
Molecule: messenger RNA, 1320 nt
Organism: Arabis nemorensis
Lineage: Eukaryota; Viridiplantae; Streptophyta; Magnoliopsida; Brassicales; Brassicaceae
Source: the annotation of a GenBank genome assembly